AUGUCCAACCCCCGAAUUGAAGAGAUCGAAGACGAGGUCCCACGCAAGGCUGUCGUCGAGGAAGAAGACUCCUCUGACGAGUCAGCACAUGACCAUGACCAUGACCAUGAUCACGACCAUGACCACGACCACGACCACGACCACGAUGGUGAUAUCCCAGCUGGGUCUGCUGUUGCCGUUCACUCCAGGAACGAAAAGAAGGCUCGCAAGGCCAUCGCUAAGCUUGGGUUGAAGCAUGUCCCUGGAAUCACUCGAGUGACCCUGAGACGACCAAAGAACAUCCUCUUCGUCAUCAACAAUCCUGAUGUCUACAAAUCCCCAUCUUCCAACACUUGGAUCAUCUUUGGUGAGGCUAAGAUCGAAGAUCUAAACUCCCAAGCACAGGCUUCCGCCGCUCAGCAAUUGGCCAACGUUGCUGCCUCCGCUGAUCCUAGUGGAGCCAACAUCGAAGCCGACCUCGCUGCUGCUGCUGAGAAAGGAAAGGAGGUUGAGAAGAAGGAUGAUGACGACGAUGAUGACGAGGAGGUUAGUGAGGAAGGCUUGGAACAGAAGGAUAUCGAACUUGUUAUGGCCCAGGCAAAUGUCUCCAGGAAGAAGGCUGUUAAGGCUUUGACCGAGAACGACCACGACAUAGUCAACAGUAUAAUGGCUCUAUCGACUUAG
This is a messenger RNA of Orbilia oligospora ATCC 24927, 663 nucleotides long. RefSeq lists its product as uncharacterized. Lineage: Eukaryota; Fungi; Ascomycota; Orbiliomycetes; Orbiliales; Orbiliaceae. Gene Ontology annotation, cellular component: cytoplasm; nascent polypeptide-associated complex. The coding region runs from base 1 to 663 and encodes 220 amino acids. The transcript is spliced from 2 exons. The record is from RefSeq and is a predicted model, not a curated record. Gene Ontology annotation, biological process: protein targeting to membrane.